Messenger RNA from Aplosporella prunicola CBS 121167, 1468 nucleotides. RefSeq lists its product as uncharacterized. NCBI's taxonomy places the organism in Eukaryota, Fungi, Ascomycota, Dothideomycetes, Botryosphaeriales, Aplosporellaceae. Gene Ontology annotation, molecular function: 3-dehydroquinate synthase activity. The record is from RefSeq and is a predicted model, not a curated record. The transcript is spliced from 3 exons. Gene Ontology annotation, biological process: antibiotic biosynthetic process. Bases 1 to 1425 code for a protein of 474 amino acids.
AUGUCUGACAUGAGCGCAAAAGUCGCCGAGACCAAGGCGGGCUUCCACGUCGAGGGUUACGAGAAGAUAGAAUAUGACUUCACCUUCCUCGACGGGAUUUUCGACAAGCCCAACAGCCAGCUCGCCGAUUGCUACACUCGCUGGAAGCGAUGCCUUGCUGUCAUGGACUUGAACAUCUUCAACGUCUACGGGAAGCAGAUGCAGGAGUACUUUGACCACCACAAUAUCGAGUUGAAGAUUCACAAGACCAUGAUCGGGGAGAAGGCCAAAUCUAUGGAUACUCUUCUGAGUAUCGUCGACUCAAUGACAGAGUUUGGCAUUUUCAGAAAGGAGCCUGUACUCGUCGUUGGUGGUGGGCUGGUUACAGACGUUGCCGGAUUCGCCUGUGCCGCAUACCGCAGAAAUACGAACUACAUCCGUAUUCCGACAACUGUAAUCGGCCUGAUCGACGCUUCUGUCUCUAUCAAGGUGGCGGUCAACUAUGGUAACUACAAGAACCGACUGGGGGCUUACCACGCACCUAUCCACACCUUCCUCGAUUUUGGGUUCCUUCGCACUCUUCCCGAGGCUCAGAUCAGGAAUGGUUUCGCUGAACUGAUCAAAAUCUCGACCUGCGCUCAUCUUGAGACGUUCAACCUCCUGGACAAGUAUUGUGAAGAGCUUAUCGGAACUGGUUUUGGUCGCGCGGAUGGCGCAUCCGCGGAAGUUAGGUCGGCAGCGGACAAGAUCAACCGUGCAGGCAUCUAUGAGAUGCUGAAGCUGGAGACGCCGAAUCUGCAUGAGAUCGGCCUGGACAGGGUGAUUGCAUAUGGCCAUACGUGGUCACCUCUCCAUGAGCUUGUCCCCGACGUGCCUUUGCGUCACGGCCAUGCCAUUUCGAUUGACAUGGCAUACUCAGCCACACUUGCAAACAUGCGGGGACAGCUGAGCGACGAGGAGCACCGUCUUAUCCUAAACCUAUUCUCUCGUGCCGGCCUUUCCAUGGACCAUGCACAGUUUGACGAGGACAUCCUAGACAAGGGCACCAAAGCCAUUCUCAAGACUAGAGACGGGUUGCUACGUGCAGCCGUUCCCAGUCCUUUGGGCAGCUGCGUCUUUUUGAACGACGUGUCGUCUGAGGAGAUGGUUAAGGCAUUGCAUCUGCACAAGCAGCUAAUGAAGGAAUACCCCCGUGAGGGGGCUGGAAUCGAGGCGUUUGUGGACUCGAGCGACACAGGAUACACUGUCAAUGGCGAAUCGGUGGAGGCCAAGGCCAAUGGCCCGUCGAUGCUCAAGAAAGCCGUCAUGAGCGACGACGCGGCCGACGGUGUGCCCAACGGCGGUCCCGUGCAGUCGUCGAUAAAAUUUGCGUCGGGGCCGGAGGGAGUGGACGGACCCAACGGUUACGUCGAAGGGGCCAACGGCUACAGCAACGGCGUGCAUUAGGUGUUUAAGGGUGGGAAAAAGCAGCAUAAAAAGUAGAUGAGCA